AUGCAUGAUAGUUACAUACUUUCUGUCUCAUCACAACCACCUACAAAGUCAAAACCAUUUAAAAAGAAACAGCAACAACAUUCACCAUCGACCAUAGCAGCCAUCGUAAGACCACAUCCUGAACCUAUUCGUAAUCGACCAUAUUCAGAUUGCGAUUAUUUACCGAUGAAUGGUAAUUCAGCAGCAAAAACAAUAACAACAACAGAACUAAGAAAUUCAAAGAGCCAUGAGGCAUUGAACACUAAUGAUUACUUAGUACCUAUAGCAGAUCCGCUAGAAUUAAGUUUGAAUUCUCAUAAAUUGAUGACAAAUAUUAAUAAUAGUCAUACGGAUAAUGAUAUCUCAAACAUUCCAAAAUUAAAUGAAAGUGGUUUAAAAUAUCUUCAAUUAUCUAAACAGACACCAACAUCUAAUUAUAUGGUUGAAAAUGGUGUUUUAGUAAAUCCGAUUCGUCCAGUAACAAGUCCAACAAAAACAUAUUUUCAGAUUGAUCAUGAAUGUACAAACGUUAUUCGUGAUAUUGCCGAUGAGAGAAAAAAGCAAAAGUAA
Messenger RNA from Didymodactylos carnosus, 549 nucleotides. Lineage: Eukaryota; Metazoa; Rotifera; Eurotatoria; Philodinida; Philodinidae. The record is from the annotation of a GenBank genome assembly.